AUGCCUGUCCCCUGGUCUCUGCCGCUGGAGGACCGUUGGGUGGAGCACGCCUGGACAUCACAAGCUCGGGGUUGUCAUGUCACGUUGUGGCCGCUUGAUGCUCCAGCCUCCACCCGCUCGGCCCGCUACCGUUUGGAGGGAAAGAGGACCUCCCCGUUUUCCUACCGGGGUCUUGACCUCAUCGAGAAGAAAGGCAUGGGGCGAGAUUCGUCAGUCCUCUUCUUGACGUAUUCAGUGAGCACAGCAACCUCUUCUGGACAAAUGGAAAACUGCCACCGUCUCAUAACGCAAUAA
Messenger RNA from Knipowitschia caucasica, 294 nucleotides. The record is from the annotation of a GenBank genome assembly. Lineage: Eukaryota; Metazoa; Chordata; Actinopteri; Gobiiformes; Gobiidae.